UAUACAAAAGUUGUGGAAAAACGAAAAAUGGGCGCCGCUUUCUUUCCUGUGCUGUUUUUUACCGCUUUGUGGGGCGGCGUGGGAAUCGCCAUGCCGAUGAUGACCCCGAAAGGUCCUCACCAGAACCUAAUUCGCUGCAUCCUGAUGCUGGCCGCUGCCUGCUGCUGGCUCUUUUGGCUGUGUUGCUACAUGGCCCAGAUGAAUCCCUUGAUUGGACCCAAGCUAAAGCGGGAUGUUGUGGCCAUGAUUGGCAAGUCCUGGAACAACCCAAUCGUAGCUGGUUAAAGGAUUUCGAGAAUAAAAAAGCCAACUAACUAGACUAUUCCAGCAUAAUCACCUCUUAAACUGUUUAUAUUAUGUUGUAAAUAAAAUGUGCAAAUAUCUAUUGUUCUGUUAAGUGCGAAAUACUUUAAACUUAAACCUUAAAAUUAAAGAUGUUUAAAAUUACAUUGAUUUGUUUACACAAUUCUGAAUAAAAGCAAUUUGGGCAAUA
This is a messenger RNA of Drosophila eugracilis, 493 nucleotides long. It is a transcript of the gene VhaM9.7-a, whose product is annotated as V-type proton ATPase subunit e 2. Gene Ontology annotation, biological process: proton transmembrane transport. Gene Ontology annotation, cellular component: proton-transporting V-type ATPase, V0 domain; plasma membrane proton-transporting V-type ATPase complex. The coding region runs from base 28 to 285 and encodes 85 amino acids. Gene Ontology annotation, molecular function: proton-transporting ATPase activity, rotational mechanism. The transcript has 2 exons. Lineage: Eukaryota; Metazoa; Arthropoda; Insecta; Diptera; Drosophilidae. The record is from RefSeq and is a predicted model, not a curated record.